Molecule: messenger RNA, 447 nt
Organism: Brenthis ino (lesser marbled fritillary)
Lineage: Eukaryota; Metazoa; Arthropoda; Insecta; Lepidoptera; Nymphalidae
Source: the annotation of a GenBank genome assembly
AUGAAAAUCGUUAUUUGGAAGAAGCCAAUGCUCUUUUUUGAAGAUUUGGAAUUUCGUUAUGGUCUAUGGAAACAUUUUCAAAGUGCUAAAGCAAAACGAACUAAAAAAGUUGUUAUUCACGUACCAUAUAAAGUGAAGAAGAUUAAACACACGCAUACUGUCUUCAAGACGGUCCAUCACCAUCAUACACACCAUGACCAUCAGGACCUUGAGAGUUUGUCGCCUGCCGAAGAACAUGAGCAUUUCCACUACAUGCACCUCGAUGAACCUCCUGUGGCAAAACAUUCUCAUUUAAUCCCUGGAAUAGGGAUACCAGGUGCAGGUCUACCGACGAUUUCAAUCCCGGAGUUUCUACCGGAUGCACCGGUGGACUUGCAUUUGGAUAUCCCAGAUGUGCCUCGUGACCGAACCAUUAAACCAAAACGUAUCCCUCUGUUUAGACGAGAC